UACAAGUGUUAAAUUUAAAAUCUGGAGAUUGGAUUGAUUUAAGAUUUUCUGUUGAUUUUAAUGAAAUAUAAAUAAUUUUGUCGAUAAUACAAUAAAAAUGGCUCAGCCUCAAUAUUCUCUGUCUUGGGCAGACCAUCCAAAGAACAUUAGUAAUGGUUUAAGCGACCUACAGCAGAAUGGAGAGUUUGUAGAUAUGACCUUGGCAGCAGAUGGACACCUUGUAAAGGUGCACCAAGUGAUAAUGGCGCUCAGUAGCCCCUACUUAAAAGAUCUCAUUGCCUCAGCCCACUGUCCACACCCUGUUAUAGUAUUAAAUAAAAUAUCUCACACAACCUUGUCAUCAAUAUUAGAGUAUGUCUACACUGGAGAGGUUCUAGUGGCGAUUGAAGAUAUAAAGGAACUGAUUGAAGCUGCCAAAGAUUUACAUAUCAAGGGGUUACAAGAAAUGAAUCUAUCUGUAACAAAAACAGUGACCCAAUCGAAGGAGACUGAAAUGCUCUCCACCGACACGAGUGGCGUGAACAUCGACGAAGACGACAUUUCCUACUAUGAAAUACACAAACAGAAUGACGAAAUCAUUAGACAUGGCCUAGACAUAGUAUCAAUGACUGAACCAACGAGCGUCAGUCUUCUGUGUCGGGCAAGUGACAGCGACAGUCUGUACGAGUUGCGUAUGUCGGACGACAAAAAUGUCGUGAACCCAGCAGUGCUAACGGCGGUUACUGAAACAAAAAUCGUACCUGAAACGAAACCAGAGAUCCCCAUCCCAGAGAAAACGAAUCCUAAAACUCUGCAAUACACAGUGUCCACCCACGGUUCCUUGCAACUAAUCCUGAACAGGUUUCUGUACUAUUUGAAGAACACGAAAAUCGACCGAACCCGACAGUGGCGUUGCGUCGACUACCUCACCAAGACCAAGUGCCCCGCCUUUGUUAUAACCAGAGACAAUAUGGUUCUACAAAGGAUACAAGCCCACAAGCACCCGUUCCACGACAAGAAGAUAUUAAAGAAGAUGAUGUCUAAGAACGUGUACACAGCGAUAGUCGACGCGGAGCGAUCGGAAUUCAGUAUCAAGAACAGACAGAAGGAAUGCACGAAUUAAAGCGAUUUAUAAAAGUAUUUAUUUAAUAUAUAAAAAAUAUUUAUUUAGGAGAUGCAUUAA
Pararge aegeria (speckled wood butterfly) is the source of this 1162-nucleotide messenger RNA. RefSeq names its product transcription factor GAGA-like. The transcript has 7 exons. Gene Ontology annotation, biological process: regulation of transcription by RNA polymerase II. Bases 98 to 1102 code for a protein of 334 amino acids. Gene Ontology annotation, cellular component: nucleus. Gene Ontology annotation, molecular function: protein binding. Lineage: Eukaryota; Metazoa; Arthropoda; Insecta; Lepidoptera; Nymphalidae. The record is from RefSeq and is a predicted model, not a curated record.